UGGCUUUCCUUUUUUUUCCUCGACGGAGUAGGCUCCAGCCAUCGCAUUUCAUCGCGCCGUGGGAUUCUUACUUGCACUUGCCGCUUCGGUCCCAGCCCCUCCCCCCCCACCCUCACAUUGGCCCCCUCACUAUAGUACGCACUGAUAGAUAUACUCCCUUUGUUCCCCUCGCCCACUCGAACCUGUCCCCGCUUUUCAGUGAAGUGAAGACCCAGUUCCUUACUCGUCGCGCCCUCUACACCGCAUCGCCGCCUCCUCUACGAUGUGCUGCAUCCCCUUCGCGCACCUCUGGUCGUGCUGCUGCGACCGGCGGAAGAUCCUCGAAGACGCCGCCUCUCCCCCCCGCUCACGCUCGAAAUCGCGCACGCGCAAACCGAAGUCACUGAAGCACCACCGCAACACGCGCGUGCGGAUCGCGCGCGACACCGGCGCCUCCAGCGUCUCCGCGCGCCGCAGCCAAACCAGCACUCACCGGCGCCAUUCCUACAACCCCGAGAAGCGCAGUCGGUCGCGCUCAGUCGGCGCGGACGCCGACGGACGCAUUCGCAGCAGCCAUUCCCACAGCCACAGCCACCGCCGGUCGCGCUCGGGGGUGGAUGGCGCCACAGCCGGCGCCGCUGCGACGGAUUUGAGUGUCAGCGAGCGUGCGCGCGCGGAGAAGAGAGCGCGCCGCAGGAGUGGGAGUAACGUGGAUGGCCGCGCGGCCGCCGAGCGCGCGCUGAGCGGGGUUACAGGGUUCACGACGUCGACGGACUCGCAGCACCGGCGUGCGAAGGUUAGCGCGGCGAACUCGCAUCUGGGGUAUGGAGAGAGUCAUCUUGGAGAGAAACGGCAUUCGACGGCAAGAAGGGGAAGUCAUGACGAUAGCGGGUAUCGCACUGAGGAGAGGAGGGCGUCGUCUGGGCGCGCGAGUGCGGCGACCGCGGCGAAUAGGAGGGAUCUGGAGACUGAGUAUAGGCCGAGGGCUGUCAACGGCAAUGUUACCACGGAGCAGGAUUCGCGCGCGGGGAUUUUGAAGGGGAGAAUCGUCAAUAUGCUCGGGAAACGGAAUCACGGCGCUGGCCGCGAGGAGGUGGUAGUGGUGGAGCGACCGAAGUCGUCGCGCUACAGGACCAGGACCGACGAGGCGGCGGCCGGGUACGCUAUCGGCGGGCAGAACGGGAACGGAAACGACGUGCGCGCGGGGAUGGUCAACAUGCUCGAUCACGACACGGAACAUAGCGGUGGGAUGGGCGCGGGGAGACGCAACUCGAGGAAGGACGCGGCGCAUCGGCAUCGGAGCAAGGGUGAAGUCUCCGAAAUCACGGCCGGUGUCGCCACAAUGGUUGGCCACGAAAGCAGCCGGGGCGGUAGCAGUGGCGAACGGAAACAUGGCGGUCAUCGGCACAGGAGUAAGAGUGAUGCCAUGGAUCCCCGUGCGAACAUGGUCAACAUGCUCGACCACGACGACGACGACGAUCAUGAUGGGGGGGAUAGGAGGAGUGCUGCUGCGACCAGCAAGCUUUCGCGGUCAAAGUCCGCCAGUCAUAGGUCUUCGAGGGGAGGAGGUCAUCGUUCUUCUGCCGUGAAUGCCGCCGAAGCCACAGGGUCCAAUGGCGACGUCCUCCGGCGCAGGUCAGCCAGAAAGAAGCCGAUCCUCCUUGAAGACGUCGACCCGAACUACCACAACCCGGACGACGAUACUGACAAGGAGUACGUCGUGUCGUCCGAUGAUGCCUACAUCGAUGGCAUGCAGAAGCCACGUCCGGCGGCGGCGAAGACGCGGAAGAAGGCGGCGGCGGGAUCGGCUAGCAAGGGGAGUGUGGGAAUGUCGCGCGCAGACUCGAAAUCGAAUGGAGAAGCAUCGCGGACGGAAGUUUCGUCCGAGGCCCGACGGCGACGGGCGAAAUCUACAAAAAAACAAAAAAAUAAAGCGACAUCUACGGGAGCUGAGACCAAAGGCGCAGCAGUUGCGACAGCGCAAGUAACGCUUACUACUCCCACUCCUCCUGAUACCACCACCACCACUACUGCCCACCGGAACCCCGGACUCACCCGCCAACAGGCGCAGGCCGCCGAUCCACGCUCCAGGACCGAAUACAUGCUAUUCGACGUCAAAAAACUCGCCGCGGAGGCACUGCACCGGGCCGGGCAUCCAACGACGGCACGCCUACCACACAACCGACACGACGACGACCGCCGUGGCCUCAUCCGCCGUAUUGAUAACACGGCCAACCUUCACCUACCGCGAAGACAGUCCCCUCCCACAGACUGAAGCGGAUCACUACGCCACCCUCACCUCCUUCAUCUCGCGCUCUCACCUGCAGGCACUAUUCCCAUCCACCAACCCUCACCCUCGCCAGAUAGCACGCAAAGCCGCCGCGGACUGCGCU
This is a messenger RNA of Tricharina praecox, 2372 nucleotides long. RefSeq lists its product as uncharacterized. NCBI's taxonomy places the organism in Eukaryota, Fungi, Ascomycota, Pezizomycetes, Pezizales, Pyronemataceae. The transcript has 2 exons. The coding region runs from base 263 to 2254 and encodes 663 amino acids. The record is from RefSeq and is a predicted model, not a curated record.